Messenger RNA from Juglans microcarpa x Juglans regia, 1495 nucleotides. Its product is annotated as homogentisate solanesyltransferase, chloroplastic. The record is from RefSeq and is a predicted model, not a curated record. Lineage: Eukaryota; Viridiplantae; Streptophyta; Magnoliopsida; Fagales; Juglandaceae. Gene Ontology annotation, cellular component: membrane. Gene Ontology annotation, molecular function: prenyltransferase activity. Bases 97 to 1269 code for a protein of 390 amino acids. The transcript is spliced from 10 exons.
AAGUGGAAACCAAAAUUUGAAGCCCUGGUGAAGAGUGACCCCACUGCUGGACUGGUGCUCACUUCUCAUCCCCAAUCUCUCUCUGUUUCGCUCUGCAUGGAGCUCUCAUUCUCUCCUUCCUCUUCACUUCGAAUCCGAGCCAUAACCCCUCUCUGCAAGGCACCCUUUCAUCACACCACCAUACCCACCAAGUCGACCGGCAAAUCUCUUCAUUCUCUCUUACAAUGCCACCCGAGAUUGCCUUCUUUUGGGCUGUACGCUCUCACCAGCUACUCAAAAUCCGCUUCGAAUAGACAGCACAGGCGUAGUUCUAUCAGGGCCUGUACUCAAAUUGGGGCAGCCGGGUCUGAUCCAAUACUAAAUAGAAUUUCAGAUUUUAAAGAUGCGUGCUGGAGAUUUCUUAGGCCCCAUACGAUACGAGGAACAACUCUAGGGUCCCUUGCUUUGGUGACAAGAGCAUUGAUUGAGAACUCUCAUUUGAUAAAGUGGUCUCUGCUAUUGAAGGCAUUCUCUGGUCUUUUUGCUUUACUAUGUGGUAAUGGCUAUAUAGUAGGCAUCAAUCAGAUAUACGAUAUUGGGAUUGACAAAGUAAACAAACCUUACUUACCGAUAGCUGCGGGGGAUCUUUCAGUUCAAUCUGCAUGGUUUUUGGUGAUAUUUUUUGCAGUGACUGGCCUGUUGAUUGUUGGAUUCAACUUUGGCCCGUUCAUUACUUCUCUUUACUGUCUUGGUCUUUUUCUUGGCACCAUCUAUUCAGUUCCUCCAUUUAGAUUGAAGAGAUUUGCUGUUGCAGCAUUUCUUAUAAUUGCCACGGUGCGCGGUUUUCUUCUUAACUUCAGUGUAUAUUAUGCAACGAGAGCUGCACUUGGACUUCCAUUUGAGUGGAGCUCACCUGUGGCUUUCAUCACUGCAUUUGUAACAUUGUUUGCACUGGUCAUUGCCAUAACAAAAGAUCUUCCAGAUGUAGAGGGUGAUCGCAAGUUUCAGAUAUCGACCUUGGCAACAAAGCUUGGAGUCAGGAACAUCGCAUUCCUUGGUUCUGGGCUUUUGAUGGUAAACUAUGUUGCUUCUGUACUGGCAGCAAUUUAUAUGCCUCAGGCUUUCAACCGUAGGUUAAUGAUACCUGCUCAUAUAAUCUUGGGAUUAAGCUUGAUCUUCCAGGCAUGGGUAUUAGAACAAGCAAAUUACACUAAGGAAGCAAUCUCCGGGUUCUAUCGAUUUAUAUGGAAUCUCUUCUAUGCUGAGUACAUCAUAUUUCCUUUCAUCUAGCAAAUUAUUCUUUAUUUCUCCUGACCUUUUAUUAGAGAGAGAGAGAGUGUGUGAUAGAGAGAGUUGGUGUACAUUAUAAUUAGUUGUAAAUAUCAGCAAAUGCUCUCAGAUUUUCCUAUCCUGUGUGUAUGUAUUAUUAGGGAAAAAUCCCUCUUUUACCAAAUUGAAUUCCUAUAGAAAACAUAAGUGACAUGUAGUAAUGUGGUAUGAUUCCCACUUCCCGGAA